AUGCUNCCAAAGACGCCCCACCCCCUUCGGAAUCGCCUGGUCAGGUCCUCAUCGCAUCCAUCGCGUGCACUACCGGGCAAUCCAGUCAAUGAUGACGUCUCCUCGGACGAGGAAGACGAGAUGCCACCACCGGAAGCCGCAGAAGCCGAGGACCAAGGUCUGGAUGACCUACACGUACAUGCUAGGCCACAUGCAGAGACCAAAUCCCUGAGCCAGCCACCACCCGCUGUAGGCGGUCCAAUCAAACGACCGGCCCAGCAUUUUCCCGGACACCUUGAUAUAAGGCGCAAGCGACGUCCAGUAAGGAUGGUCGCUAUUUCUCCGCCGCCCACCAAGAGGACUCAGCAGCCACGUCCCCACGAGAGGCCAGGGACGUCGGCCAACCCCCAGCAGAGCCAACCAGCCGCCAGCCGGACUACCGGAGCAGCCAACAUUGGACAGCCCCCACCCCCAGUGCCAAAGACACUCUAA
Anoplophora glabripennis (Asian longhorned beetle) is the source of this 471-nucleotide messenger RNA. Its product is annotated as proline-rich protein 2-like. Lineage: Eukaryota; Metazoa; Arthropoda; Insecta; Coleoptera; Cerambycidae. Bases 1 to 471 code for a protein of 156 amino acids. The record is from RefSeq and is a predicted model, not a curated record. The transcript has 2 exons.